CGACGAGAACACGUUCAUCAAUUCUCCGGGCGUACGGUAUAACCUUUAUCUUCUUGCGUAUACAUCGUCUGGUAGACUUUGUUUAAAAAAUAUUUUAUUAUUCUUACUAUAAAGUAUAAUUAAUUAAAGAACAAUCAUGGUUGAUGCUAUGAAAGCCCAGCUUGCUGAAAAAUUGAAGGGAAUUGAAAGGUACAAUCCAGAAAACCUGCCCUUCUUGACUGAGUAUGUGGAACUUCAAGUUAAAGAGAAUGCCUACGAUCUGGAUGCUAACUUAGCUGUAUUGAAGCUAUUCCAGUUCAACCCAACUCAGUUCGACAAAGACAUCACUUGCAUGAUUCUUUUGAAAGCCUUGACCAACCUGCCACACACAGAUUUUGUUUUGUGCAAGUGUCUGCUGAACGAGAGAAUCAUGAAAGACGAAGAUAUCGCUUGCAUAAUUCAAUUAUCAAAUAUGCUCGAAGAAUGUGAAUUCCAGAGAGCUUGGGAUCAAAUUGAAAGAAUGUCUGGAUUAAUUCACAAAAUCACUGGCUUCCAUGAUUCAAUCAGGAAGUUUGUAUGCCAUGUUGUUGGUAUUACAUUCCAAACCAUUCACAAAUCAUUGUUAAUUGAACUGUUAGGUGGCAAACUUGAAGUCAAUGAUGCAGUAUUGAAGCAAUGGAUCAAAAAGUAUGGCUGGAAGGAACAAGGAGAAGGAAUUAUUUUCAUUGCCAAUCAAGAUGAAAACAUUAAAACCAAAAAUAUUACGGAGAAAAUUGAUUUUGAUAAUGUAGCUAAUUUGAUGGCUGCAUGCUUGUAAUUUUAUUAUGUUUAUUUACACUUAAUAACAAAAGUUUGAUAAAUAUCA
This is a messenger RNA of Trichogramma pretiosum, 844 nucleotides long. RefSeq names its product eukaryotic translation initiation factor 3 subunit K (gene eIF3k). Gene Ontology annotation, cellular component: cytoplasm; eukaryotic translation initiation factor 3 complex. NCBI's taxonomy places the organism in Eukaryota, Metazoa, Arthropoda, Insecta, Hymenoptera, Trichogrammatidae. The transcript is spliced from 4 exons. Gene Ontology annotation, molecular function: translation initiation factor activity; ribosome binding. The coding region runs from base 137 to 796 and encodes 219 amino acids. Gene Ontology annotation, biological process: regulation of translational initiation. The record is from RefSeq and is a predicted model, not a curated record.